Messenger RNA from Fulvia fulva, 777 nucleotides. RefSeq lists its product as uncharacterized. NCBI's taxonomy places the organism in Eukaryota, Fungi, Ascomycota, Dothideomycetes, Mycosphaerellales, Mycosphaerellaceae. The transcript is spliced from 2 exons. Bases 1 to 777 code for a protein of 258 amino acids. The record is from RefSeq and is a predicted model, not a curated record.
AUGGCCUCCGUGUCAGCACCGCAGGAAGCAAAGCCUUGCUUCGUGACCUUACCACAAGAGAUCCGCGACAUGAUCUAUGAGCAUGCGUACCAGCCAUACGUCCAGCGCAUGAGGGGCAAAAAGGCCAUCACUUAUCGAUGCCCUCCGCCUUCCCUUCACCGAUGCAGUCAUGUCUGGAACGCUGCAUUCCCGGCAACCGGACACGCCAAAUACCGCGAAAUUCUGCUCGGCCUUGAGUACAUAACCCACUACCCGAGCUCUGAGUCCAAGGGCUUUGUCCUUUGCAUCAACGGCGUAGCACGAGGGUGCAACGAAGCGCAGUGGGUUGCCAAGAUACACUCACAGAAGUCAUCCUCGGUUCGCCUCAUACCAGGCUCUGCCUAUGAGGGUUGGAAAACAGAGAAGCUAUCACGGGAUAGCCACGUGCACGACUUUGCCUGUGAGGGAUGGAAACGACUCGCACUCCUUCUAGUGGAAGCAGUCUCGUCGACGAGCACGAGCGGAUCCGAUUGGCAUGGCGCCAAUGGUUCAUCAGGAGAGAUGAUGGAGAAGCAUCGAUUGAUCGAAGAAGCGCUGGCCAUUCUGAUCAUGCGCAAUAAGAAACACCCUCGUGCCGAAGAGCGACUGACGGACAUUCGUGUGCUCACGAUCGCGGCCGUAUCCUUUGAUGCUGCAUUGGCGUAUAUAGAUGUGGCGACCAAGAUGGCGGAAAAGUGUGCCAAGUACCAAGAAUUAAAGAAGGAAUUGGAAAGCAUGAUUGCUCAGGAGGAUGUAUAA